AGGACUCUGAGGCUGUCAUGCCACCUAGUGUUUUACGUUUGAUCCCUGUUGGAGGACUCGCCGGUGUUUAUGUUUUAACAAGGGCGCUCUUGCUACAGGGAGUUACUAAUCUCUAUGGUUAUCUCGGCUAGCUUCAGAGAUGCAGCUGACGGUGAAAGCACUGAAAGGAAAAGAGGCCAAUAUUCAGGUCUCUGAAGGGGACACAGUCCUAGCAGUGAAACGACUAGUGGAAGAAAAGCUGAAAGUUCCAGUGUCACAGCAACGUUUAUUAUUCAGAGGCAAAGCCUUAGCAGAUGAGCAUUGCCUCUCACAUUACUCUAUUGGUCCUGGAUCAAGGCUAAACCUCAUGGUGAAAGAGCAGGUGGCUCCAGAGGGCAACAGUGGGAAUAAUACAGCAUGGAAAUCACUUAGUGUCAUCUUGAGGAAGCAUUUCAGCCCAGCUGAUGCAGAGAGAGUGCUGGAAUAUGUACAGAAGGACUAUGAACGUAGCUUAUCCCUUCUCAGUCUGGAUGAUAUAGAGCGGCUAGCAACGCGGAUUUUACACCCACAGUAUUCAGAAGCCACAGACCUUGGCUUCCUGGACUGAUACUGCUACCCAUUCCAUACACUGCACCAAUUUUCCUCCUAUGUGCCUGAAUGUCAACGACAGUAUGAAAAAAACAUGCCAUACCAAUCUGUGGCGUUUGCCACAUUGUUGUUACUGAUAAGGAUGCAUCGAUGCUGGCAGUGUCUAAACACGUGUUUUGCUGAAUCUCCCAUUAGAAUCACUCUUCUACCUAUUCGUCUUUUUUUUUUUUUAGAAAUGAGCUUAAGCUGAUCAUUCAUCCGUGCAGUGCUGGGGUCCUAUGUUUGAUUCCAGCCAGGGCACUAUCUGCAAGGAGUUUGUAUGUUCUCCCCAUGUCUAUGGGCUUGCUCCAGGUACUCCAAUUUACACCCACACUCGAAAACAUACAGCCAGCUUAACUGGCUCCUGAUAAAAUUGACCUAAUGUGUGUUAGAUUGUAAACUUCACUGGGGCAGGAAGUGCUGGGAAUUAUGUAUUAUCUCUGCAAAGCACUGCAGAAUACUAUAUAAAUAAAUAAAUGAUUAUAAUAAUGUA
Molecule: messenger RNA, 1099 nt
Organism: Xenopus laevis (African clawed frog)
Lineage: Eukaryota; Metazoa; Chordata; Amphibia; Anura; Pipidae
Product: ubiquitin-like protein 4A
Exons: 4
Coding region: 140-586 (148 amino acids)
Source: RefSeq, a predicted model, not a curated record